Messenger RNA from Suillus fuscotomentosus, 1556 nucleotides. Its product is annotated as acid protease. NCBI's taxonomy places the organism in Eukaryota, Fungi, Basidiomycota, Agaricomycetes, Boletales, Suillaceae. Bases 112 to 1347 code for a protein of 411 amino acids. The record is from RefSeq and is a predicted model, not a curated record. Gene Ontology annotation, biological process: proteolysis. Gene Ontology annotation, molecular function: aspartic-type endopeptidase activity. The transcript is spliced from 8 exons.
CUGUUGUGCCACAGUGCCCAUGUACUGCUGCAUACGUCCUUUAAAGCCUAUAUGGGGCUUGCAUUCGUCGCACGUCCUAUCGGUGCCCAUGAGCACAUACUUCUAGUAUAAAUGGAUUGUCGGCCCCAUCAUUCAUGCAAGCAGGCAGAAACCUCCCUCAUAGUCAUGCGAUCGUUCUCCGCCUUUUUGAUUGCAGUCAUUAUCACGGCCAGCAGGUCUACGUCAUGGGCCUCGGUCACCAUCCCAUUGACAAAGCUUGAGCGUGCUGGGUCGUACCUUCAAGGCUCUGCACACGCUGAUCGUGCCCGAGCGUCGUUCUUAAAGACAACCAGUGGCCCAAAGACCAUUCCGGCUACAAACUUGGUAUACAUACAGUACACCACGAGUGUCGGUGUCGGCUGUCCCCCCACCUACUACAAUUUAAUUGUUGACACGGGGAGUUCUAACACAUUUGUUGGAACGGGAAAAAAGUAUGUUCGUACAUCAACCAGUGUCCCCACUGGACAGAAUGUCACUGUCAACUAUGGAAGUGGCUUUUUCAGUGGUAUCGAAUACAAUGACACGGUGACUCUCGCAGCUGGCUUCGUCAUCGCGAAUCAAUCCAUCGGUGAUGCUCUUAAAUUCGCAAAUUUUGACGGUGUCGACGGCAUAAUUGGCGUUGGACCAGUUGAUCUUACGCAGGACACACUGUUUCCUGACACUGACACCUUGAUUCCAACCAUCAUGGAUAACGCUUUGAAGCAGGGUCUGAUCAAACAACGGAUUUUUGGUAUUUCAUUCGCGCCGGCAACGACUUCUAAUGACACCAAUGGAGCGAUUACAUAUGGUGGCAUUGAUCCUGCUUUUUACACCGGUAAUAUAACCUACGCUCCAGUCACCAAGAUUCACCCGGCAGCCCACUACUGGGGUAUCAACGUAACUGACGUAACAUAUGGCACACACACUGUGAUUCCUCGGUCAACCGCCGGCAUAGUCGACGCGGGCACAAGUCUGGUCGUGCUUGCGGAUGAUUUCUUUUUCAGAUACUUACAAGCCAUUCCCGGAGCCUACCUCGACGUUAACAACACUGGCCUCAUUGUCAUCCCCCCUUCCUCCGUCGCAGGCAUGCAACCCCUUAACUUCACAAUCAACGGUCGCGCGUUCAGCAUGGAUACAGCUGCACAACUGAUCCCAUUGAACGAGAACGCCAUUUGGGGCAUUGAGACUGGUGUACAAUACGGCGUCAUUACUAAUCUCGGUGCUGACAGCGGGAGAGGCUCGGAUUUCAUCCUUGGUCAGAAGUUCAUGGAGAAGUAUUAUGUUGUGUUCGACUGCCAAUCACAAACGCGUUGGCUUUGCGUACACUAACCACACCUUCUCGACAUAUUUGCCUUGAGUUGCCAAGCGCGAACUACGUAUCACUUGGGAAAAGUCUGAUAGAAUCGAUAAAUGGAGAUAUGGACGAUGUCAUGAAGGAUUCCAAUGUGGUGGUGGGUCAUAUAUGGAGCACGAUCUAUUGAAAAGCCCCUCCUUAGCCACGACAACUGCGUAAAUUAUGUGCCCGUACGGCACGAAGG